Messenger RNA from Colias croceus (clouded yellow), 1476 nucleotides. RefSeq names its product adenylate kinase 8. NCBI's taxonomy places the organism in Eukaryota, Metazoa, Arthropoda, Insecta, Lepidoptera, Pieridae. Gene Ontology annotation, biological process: nucleobase-containing compound metabolic process. The transcript is spliced from 12 exons. Bases 26 to 1393 code for a protein of 455 amino acids. The record is from RefSeq and is a predicted model, not a curated record. Gene Ontology annotation, molecular function: AMP kinase activity; ATP binding. Gene Ontology annotation, cellular component: cytoplasm.
AAAAGUAAUUUUUAAGUAGCUAAAAAUGACUGAAACGGAUGCUACAAGGAGACCGCUCCAAAUGCCUGAAACUUUUCUACCAUACCUUGAAAAACAUAGAAUAUACCAAUUAUUCAAAGAUAUGGUCAGAGAUUUAGUGAUACAUUUACCAAAAGAUCAUUUGAAGCACAUGAAAGUAUUUGUGGGGCGUCACUUGCACAGUACUAAGGACGUCGACAGGGUAAUAUUUUUGGUUUCCCCGGAACUUAAAAUAGAUAUAAACAGACUAGUUCGAGAAAUGUUAAAAGAUUUGGGCAUAAUUGUAAUCAGUCGCCGAUGCGUAAUGGAUCGCUACGAGAAGCACGAUAACUACGUGCCUGGGUGUAUUUCACCAGAGCUGAUGUCGGAAGUUACGAAAACUCUGACUCUGAAAGACCCUGUGCCGCAAUCCGGUUGGCUGAUGUUUGAUCACCCCUGCACGGUCCGUGAAGCGCAGUGCCUGCAACAAGAUGGCGUCUUGCCAACUGUCACGCUGGUGCUGACACCUCCACCGCCAGUGGCGCCGACCACUGUGGACCCGUGGACCCCAGCACGAUCCUUCUUCCAGCAGGACUUUGAGGGGCUGAAGUUUGUGUACAAGUCCACGUUGAAGGAAGUGUACAUAGAACAAGAUGACGACCACGAGAAGUGCGCAAUGAAGUGUUUCAACGCGAUCCGCGCGUGCGCGUCCGGGGCGCAGGGGCCAGGGCAGGGAGUGCACGCGAGCGGGGCCCCGGGCGUGUACCGCGUGCUGCUUAUCGGGCCCCGGGGCUCCGGCAGGCGCACGCAGGCCAUGGCCGCCGCUAAGCAGUUUGAUUUGGUUUAUUUGGAAUUCGGACUGCUCUUCAAUGAGGCGAAAAUGAAGAACGAUGAUAUCGGCAAGAAACUCCGCAGCAUCGGAUGCAGCGUACAGAUGCGAGCUGAUAUUGUAAGAAGACGUAUCGCUAUGAAGGAUUGCAUUGACCACGGUUGGAUUCUCACCGGAUAUCCGGCUUCUGGCGUUGACUUCGAGCUACUUGACAUGAUGCCGACUCCGCCUAAUCGAGUAAUAUUUCUAAAUGUUGAUUGGAAUACUUGUAAAGCUCGAGCAACAGCGCGUGGUGUGGACUGGUGUACAGGUCAAGAACAACCUUUGGGCACGGGCCCACGAGUGCUGCCCCGGCCUGCUGAUGCCGAACAGCUUGAUGCUGAGUUAGAUACGUUCUUCACUGAAUCGCUUGCUGAGCUAAGGGCUGCGGCUGGUAUAACUGCAGUAGAAGUGGACGGAAAUGAUCAAAUCGAUCAAGUUCAAGUGAGGAUUCAAGCAGCUAUAAUGGCGUCGCCAUCUUUCAAUAUCGAAUAUUGCUCUCAAUUACGAAAUGUAUGCGGGGACUAACAGUGCUACCUACAUAGUUUUAUAUUAUUCUGUGAUACUACUAUGUACUUUAAUUUAUUUAACCUUGGUUUUAACAUGAUUGC